Messenger RNA from Papilio polytes (common Mormon), 3267 nucleotides. Its product is annotated as lateral signaling target protein 2 homolog. The coding region runs from base 151 to 3267 and encodes 1038 amino acids. Gene Ontology annotation, cellular component: early endosome membrane. NCBI's taxonomy places the organism in Eukaryota, Metazoa, Arthropoda, Insecta, Lepidoptera, Papilionidae. The transcript is spliced from 13 exons. The record is from RefSeq and is a predicted model, not a curated record.
CGUGAACGCGAAUCGUGGAAACAUGUCCGCCGUUUGUGUAUUUUGACGUAAAUAUUGGCCAAAAAAUCGCCGUGUUUGCAAAUAAUUUGUGUUUUUUCAGUGCUAAGUUGGUUUUAUAAUGUGUGUGUGAUUGUGCUGUGAUCCGUUCAUAUGAGGCUGCUAUAUAAAACUGGUCCGAUGGAUUCUCUCAGAAAAUGGUUCCGCAAACCAAAGAGAGAGGAUCAAUCGUUACUGGCUCAAUUCUUCUUUGCGGACGACGCGCUAAACAUCAUAGCGUCAGAGUUGGACUCCUUCGACGGCCGCAAGGACCCGGAGAGAUGUUCCACACUCGUUACACAGCUACGGCUCGCACAGGAUCGUGUGUUGAACGUGACGAGCCAGAUCAUGGACGAGGUGCUGGGUGAGGAGCGUGUGGCGAGAGGUUUCCGAGUAAAGUUUCCUGAAGACGUACUCCAGGAUAACCUCGCGGGACAGCUGUGGUUCGGCGCAGAGUGCCUGGCGGCGGGUUCAUCGAUAAUGAACCGUGAGGAGGAAUCGGCAGCAAUGCGACCUCUCGCUAAGGCACUCACCCGCAGCCUGGAGACGGUGCGCUCACUGCUCCGUGAGCAAUGCCUGCGCUCCAGAGACCUGGCCCUAUCCCCACACGACGAUAUGCUCCACGAGAGUCUGAGAAUAUUUGAUAGGUUGUUUGCAGAAUUUGAAUUGUGCUACGUCAGUGCCAUGGUAAAUGUGAAGACCCCCCACGAGUUCGAGGCGCAGCAGCUAAUCUGCGUCCUGUUCUCUGAGAGUCUUCGCAGAGCUUUGAAACAAGAAUUGUUAACACAAGAACAGGUCGAUUCUUACGACCCGGCGUUAAUGUUCGCGGUGCCCCGCCUCGCUAUAGUCAGCGGUCUGCUCAUAUACUCCAGUGGACCUCUUAGUAUUGAUAAACCACCUGAAGAGAUGUCGGACAUGUUUCGUCCGUUCCGCACGCUUCUGCACAAGAUCAGGUCGCUGUUGUGGACGUUGGAGCGGCGCGAGCUGCUGGCGCUGGAGCGGCUGCUCUGCACCAACGAGGACAUCUCCAACCUCGCUGCACUACACCUGCCGCAGGAUGUCGAAAGUAUGACGGACUCAGCUUGCCACUAUCCGGAUAUCGGAGAGUUUGUAUCCAAGUUCUACGCCGACCAUGCUCACUGCCGCGACCUCUACGCCACACAGAGCUCAAGUGAACCAACAAUAACAGACGCCGACUAUCUCCCUGAUAAUAUAGAAGUUAUGACUCCAAUUAUUGAUGGACUGCGACGUCUCACUGAAGACCCCGAAGACACACAAACUGACGACGAAACCAUCGACAAGAACAACCAUCACUACUCGGACACCACUAGCACUGAUACAUUCCAAACAAACGACAGUAACGUAGAAAAAUCUAGAAAAACAAGCAGAACGGAAACAAACGAUUUAUCUUCAUUAAGAAAUCUAUCAACCAAUGGACUAAUGAUGUUCGAUCCUUUAGUUAUAAACGCAGUGUCCGCCUCCACGUCCGCAGAAACAAAUCGACAACUCCCAGAUAAUGAUUUAGUCACAUCACUAAACGAGCAAGUGACAGAAAUUGCGGACAGACUAUCAUCGAUAGCGACAGACAUCGAUAUCCAAGAGCACAAUCAGACGCAUUCGUUAUCGACAAACGAUGUCCCAACACUAAUAAAUGAGACGGAUUUCGGGUUUUCGGGGCCCAGAAAUGAACCGUUAAGUUGUAUGCCGUCGACAAGUCACGGUUAUCUCAUACCUAACGCGAUAAGUCAAGAACCUGUCGUACUUGCAUCCUUAUCGCAUAAUAACUCUGCAGUUUUCAACCAAGAAGACGAAGAAGUGACAGGUGCUAUACUAAACUCCGAUUUACCACUUAUCAUGCCUGAUAACAUCGAAGCUGAGAUAGUCAAUACAAACAUUUGUAUAGCAAACGCAAAUCUAUCAUCACUUUUACUAACGAAUGACGAAUUUAGACAGAAUUUCGUCGAUAAUGACAUAGAUGGAGAUAAUGCGAGUUUCCAUUCAGCAAAAAUGACUCUAGAUAGAGAUGAAAGAGUGAAAUUUAUGCUAGGCUAUGACAGUGAACAUGAAUCUCCUGUAGAUUCAGGUGUAAGCACGGAAAAUACUAGUUUAGACAGAUCACCUGAUACAGAUCAGAGUAAAGACAAUUUUAUGCAACAGAACAGGGUAAUAAAAGAUCUAGAAGAAGAGAGAAGAGAAGAUAGAAUCGAGAAUUAUCUAGAAAGAUCCUUUUCGACGGAUGAUACCAUCAAACAAGCCGGACCAUCAAAUAAUGUAGAAAUAGAUAGAAUAAGUACAGAAGAAGAUGGUUUGAACGAAGCGACGAAUAUAAAAGACUUAGAUUGGACCAAUACAGAACAGAGUUCAAAGGAUUCCAUAAAAGAAUUAAGAAGGAGUUCAGAAGUUAAAAGCGUAGAAGAAAAUAGAAGUUCGACAGAGUUGGCGACACACAGCGGGAGACAAAGGAAAUCGAGGAAGAGUUCAAAGAAGAAGAAGAAGAUGUGGCCGCCUGGUAUUGUGAUAUUGGACAAUCGAAAUACUCAAGUUCAAAAUCCUUUGAGACUAAAUUUGGAUCAUAUUAUGGAUGAAAGUGGUACAUCAUGCACGUCGGAGUGCGCGGACGACGAGCAGAUAGCGCUGGCGCUGCAGGCGCAGGAGCUCGCCGCGCGCCAGCAGGCGAGGGGCAAGUUCAAAUCUAGCGAAGACCUGAUCCACCGUCUGUUUGUCUGCAUCGCUGGAGUAGCUGACCAGCUGCAGACCAACUUCGCAGCGGACCUGCGGAACAUCCUCAAAUCAGUCUUCCUCAUGAACCAGACCCCAGACCCGCCUGAAGAGGAACCAGAAACCUGCGACCCCUCAGACAAAGGGAAUGCUAUAGAAUACGAGGUCUCCGAAGACCAGGUUAUACAGAAUGGCAGUUCGUUCGACAGCGUGUACUCCGCGGAGGAAGUGUACGCGGACAGUUCCGACUCGCCGUCGGAGAGCAGUGCGCGGCUCGCGCGACGCAACACGGUCGCCGCGCCGCGGGACAGAGACAGACGCAACUCAUUGGAUGGCACCAAUCUGCAGGCAUCUGUGUCCACUGGAGAUUUAACUUACAGGUACUCAUCCAUCCAUCACCAGCUCACUAUACCUGUUAUGCUCAAGAGACUGCAGAGCGGGAGCAAGAGAGUGAUCCCGCCCGGCGUCGAAGGUCAAAUCAAAUCUGAGGGCGGUCACCAAAGGGGUUUUUAG